Messenger RNA from Panicum virgatum (switchgrass), 1209 nucleotides. Its product is annotated as F-box protein CPR1-like. NCBI's taxonomy places the organism in Eukaryota, Viridiplantae, Streptophyta, Magnoliopsida, Poales, Poaceae. The record is from RefSeq and is a predicted model, not a curated record. Gene Ontology annotation, molecular function: protein binding. The transcript has a single exon. Bases 1 to 1209 code for a protein of 402 amino acids.
AUGGAGGUGUCAGGCGGCGGCAUCCACGCUCUGUGCGAGGACGCCCUCGCCGAGAUCCUUGUCCGCCUCCCCUCCGAGUCCGUGCUCCGCUGCCGCGCCGUCUGCAGGAGCUGGCGCUGCGUCGCCGCGGAUCCCUCGUUCCUCGCCGCCCACGCCGCCCGCCGCCCACGCGAGAUGAUCGUCGUCUGCAUGGAACACGGAAUGACUCGCAGCGCCGCCCAUCUCUACCUAGACCUCGAGCCGGCGGCGGGACGGCGGCGUUUCUACCUUUCCCCAGUGCGCCCGCUAGCCGAGGACGGAACCUCGACCGUCUUCUGCCUUCGCGCUACCCUCGACGGCCUUGUUGUACUGCAGGAAUCACGCCGUGGCCUGUACAUCAUCUGCAACCCGAUCACGGAGCAGUGGACCAAUCUGCCGGUGCUGCCUCGGUGCUCCACCACCUACGCGUGCGGCUUCUACUUCCACACCUUGUCCGGCGAAUACCGCCUCAUGUGCCAUGGCGUAGAAGAUGAGGAGGAGGAGGAAGGCGGGGACACCACCAGGUCCAACUACCACUAUGUCCUCUCGGCUGGCAGCACGCUGCCUCGGCGACUGAGUCGCGCUCCGUCGUCGGAAGCACCCAGCACCAAGCCGGCGUACGGUAUCCCCGUGUCCUAUCGGGAGAUACUGCAUUGGUUCUCUGAGCAUCCCCAAGGCACCGAGACCGGCAAGAUGCUGGCGUUCGACACGGUUUCCGAGACGUUCCGCCUGAUGUCGGGCCCACCAGGGCCGGAGCGGCCGGACCUGGAGUGGAUGAGGGAUCUGCUGGUGCUCGACGGGGAGCUCAGCGUUGCGACUAAGCUGGAUCUGACGCUGGACAUCUGGGUACUGCAGGACUACGGGGCGGCGGAGCGGUGGACGCUGCGCCAUCGAGUGAGGCUGCCGCCGCCGAGAGAUUUUGGGCUCAUCGGGGAUCUCCCGAUGAUCUACAGGGCACUCCCUGUUGAGCGCAAUGCCAUCCUGAUCGCGUGCACAUCAGCUAGGAUGGGCACGUUGUACGAUCUCAAAGAGAACAGGGUGUGCCGGCUGAUCGACUUUGGGGGUCGCCCUACGUUCGUGGUGUUCAGUGAGAGCCUCGUGCGGCAUGCCUUCUUCGACCUGCCACCGUUCCCCGACAUCACGCCACCAAAGUUCUCCGAGCCAGAUGGAGAAAGUGAAGAAUUUGCAUAG